GGAUAUUGAGCUGUGCGUUGGAAUACAGAGAGCUGCUUGCUCUGUAGAGGGGGCUGAGCAGAGCUUAAAGUAGAUGAAGUGGCUUCAGGCUGCAUUGUGCUGCUGGAGAGUCAUCUCAGCUGUGCAGGGUGGAAGGCAGCCAGGGACCCCUCUGUAUUAGAGCUCAGCAGUGCAGGCUGUAGAGGGGACACUGCAGAGUACUAGAGCAUGGAUAGGGGGAGAUCAGGACUGCUAUCAUGAUUUGCUGGUCCCUCUCUAGAGAUUUCAAGGCAUAGAGAUAUGUUCUUCAGGAUUCAGCACUGGUAAUGGCCAGUAGGUCACUUACUAGGUCUCUGUAGUGUAGGAACAUUGUCUUUGCUGCUGUGGACAAAGGGAAGGGGAUCUGGGGGACCUGACAGAGAUCCAACAACUGAGGACCCCCCAACUUUUUACUGGAGCCAAUCCCAACCCAAACUUCUCCAUCCAGGGUGAUGGCCUUCACAUGACGAAGAGUCCCGACUUUCAGAAAAACGUCAAUGGAAAAAACCAGACUGGAGACUUUACUGACACGCCGGCAGCCUUCCUUGGACGGUAGAAAUGAGGCCACGGGCCUCGGUACUCCAUAGUCAGGACGGCGAUUAUCAGCUUUCUGAGCUUCUUGCUGACGUUGUACUUCAUGUCCCAUGUGGUCCACCUCCUUCCUCCGACCCCAGGCACCAGACAGGAGAAGGAUGGGCCAAUACAUCCAUUACCUUCUACUGCUGCUACUGAGCUUCGCUCUGGACUCGUCCUCCUAUGGGCCAAACACCAGAGCCCAGAAGAAAGGAGACAUUAUUCUUGGUGGACUCUUCCCCAUCCACUUCGGAGUCAACUCAAAGGACGAGAUCUUACAAUCAAGGCCGGAGUCCCUCGAGUGCACCAGAUAUAACUUUCGUGGGUUCCGAUGGCUACAAGCCAUGAUAUUCGCCAUCGAGGAGAUCAACAACUCAAACACCAUGCUGCCGAACAUCACUCUGGGCUACAGGAUUUUCGAUACUUGCAACACGGUCUCUAAGGCCCUGGAGGCCACCCUCAGCUUUGUGGCCCAGAACAAGAUUGACUCGCUAAACCUGGAUGAUUUCUGUAACUGUUCAGAGCACAUGCCCUCCACCAUCGCCGUGGUUGGAGCUACGGGCUCCGGAAUAUCUACCGCAGUGGCCAACUUGCUGGGGCUUUUCCAUAUACCUCAGGUCAGUUAUGCCUCCUCCAGUCGCCUUCUCAGUAACAAGAACCAGUAUAAAUCUUUUUUGCGCACAAUGCCCAACGAUGAGCACCAAGCCACCGCCAUGGCAGACAUCAUUGAGUACUUCCAGUGGAACUGGGUAGGAACUAUUGCCGCAGAUGAUGACUACGGUAGGCCAGGAAUUGAGAAGUUCAGAGAAGAGGCUGAAGAGCGAGAUAUCUGCAUCGACUUCAGUGAACUCAUCUCGCAGUACACGCCGAUAGAGGAGAUUGAAAAAGUGGUGGACGUCAUCCAAAACUCAACAGCCAAAGUCAUAGUUGUCUUCUCCAGCGGGCCAGACCUUGAGCCGCUUAUCAAGGAAAUAGUCAGGCGUAAUAUCACGGGACGCAUCUGGCUUGCUAGCGAGGCCUGGGCCAGCUCAUCGUUGAUCGCUAUCCCCGAAUACUUCCAUGUUAUUGGGGGAACCAUUGGUUUUGCACUGAGGGCUGGGCAAAUUCCAGGAUUUCGGGAAUUCCUCCAGAAAGUUCACCCCAAAAUGUCUAACAGCAAUGGUUUUCUCAAGGAAUUCUGGGAAGAGACCUUUAACUGCCGCAUGUCUGGUGUGCGUGGAAAAAACGAGGAAUAUAACAACAUCACUGCCUGCACCGGCCUAGAGAACAUCACCAGUGUGGAGACACCCUAUCUGGAUUAUACUCAUUUGCGGAUAUCGUACAACGUAUAUUUAGCCGUAUAUUCAAUUGCCCAUGCCCUGCAGGACAUAUACACAUGUACACCUGGGAAGGGACUUUUCGCCAAUGGAUCGUGCGCGGAUAUAAAGAAGGUGGAAGCCUGGCAGGUCCUAAAACAUUUGAGGCACCUAAACUUCACCAACAACAUGGGGGAGCAAGUGGACUUCAAUGACUUUGGAGACCUGGUGGGGAAUUACACCAUCAUCAACUGGCACUUGUCCAAAGAGGACGGCUCGGACGAAGUGGUCUUUGAGGACAUCGGUCACUACAACGUGUACGCCCGGAAGGGGGAGAGGCUUUUCAUUAACGAGAGCAAGAUCCUGUGGAGUGGAUUCUCCCGAGAGGUUCCGUUCUCCAACUGUAGCCGGAUCUGUCAUGAAGGCACCAGAAAAGGGAUUAUUGAGGGUGAACCGACCUGCUGCUUCAUGUGCGAGCCGUGCCCCGAAGGCGAGUACUCCGAUGAGACAGAUGCAAGUGCUUGUGAGAAAUGUGCUGCAGAAUACUGGUCCAAUGAAAACCACACAUCCUGCGUUGCCAAGGAGAUCGAGUUCCUGUCUUGGACGGAACCCUUUGGGAUUGCUCUCACCAUGUUCUCAAUCUUGGGAAUAUUCCUGACGUCCUUCGUACUCAGCGUGUUCAUAAAAUUCCGCAACACGCCCAUUGUUAAGGCAACAAACCGCGAGCUUUCCUAUCUCCUGCUCUUCUCAUUGUUGUGUUGCUUCUCCAGUUCCCUCUUCUUCAUCGGUGAGCCGGAGGAUUGGACAUGCCGGCUGCGGCAACCAGCAUUCGGCAUCAGUUUUGUGCUUUGCAUCUCCUGCAUCCUGGUAAAAACCAACCGCAUCCUGCUCGUGUUCGAGGCCAAAAUCCCCACGAGCUUUCAGCGGAAGUGGUGGGGCCUAAACCUCCAGUUUCUUUUGGUUUUUCUGUGUACCUUCGUGCAGAUUGUUACGUGCAUCAUAUGGCUAUACACAGCGCCUCCCAGGGCCGCUAAGAAUCACGAGGAUGAGAUCAUAUUCGUCAUUUGCAAUGAGGGAUCAUUGAUGGCUCUCGGAUUCCUGAUUGGCUACAUUUGCUUGCUGGCAGGGAUCUGCUUUUUCUUUGCUUUCAAGGCCCGGAAGCUACCAGAAAAUUUCAACGAAGCCAAAUUUAUCACAUUCAGCAUGCUCAUAUUCUUCAUCGUCUGGAUAUCCUUCAUUCCAGCCUAUGUAAGCACCUACGGAAAGUAUGUUUCGGCCGUUGAGAUCAUUGCCAUUCUGGCCUCGAGUUUCGGCCUGUUGGCUUGCAUCUUCUUCAACAAAGUCUACAUCAUCCUGUUCAAACCAUCCAGGAACACCAUCGAAGAGGUCCGCUGUAGCACGGUGGCUCACGCGUUCAAGGUUGCGGCCCGAGCUACUCUGAGACGCAGCAACGUAUCCCACAAAAGGUCCAACAGCUUGGGAGGUUCUGCAGGCUCCACCCCAUCAUCCUCCAUCAGCAGCAAGAGCAAUCACGACGAUCAUUUCAUCGCUGCCGAGCGAGCCAGAGGCUGCAAGCAGAAAGUCAGCUUUGGCAGCGGCACGGUCACCUUGUCCCUGAGCUUUGAUGAACCUUCUAAGAAUUCAGUGGCCAACAAGGUCAUGAGGCCAAAGAACUCCCUGGAAGGUAAAAACAGUGAUGACAGUUUGAUGAGACAUAAAGCUUUGCUCCCGCUCCAAAACAGCGAUGGUGGAAGCGAGUCCAGCUUCCGAACGGCCUCCAACGUUGACGAGACGGAGAAUCGCGAGGCGGCAAGCCAAGCCGGCCCCGAAAACCAAAGCACGGCGGCUUCCUCGGCUCAAACAGAGAUUAUGAAGAAGGAGGUUGAUGGAACGAUCACAGAAAAUAUGAUUAAAUCUUAAAUUACGAUCUUACCGUUAGACUGACCUCGAUAGGGAAUGAGAUCUUUCAAAUUGAACAAAGACUCAUCCUGGGAUGGAACGUACAUUAAAAUUUACUGGAGACUUGUUUCUCCAUCUGUGUAUUAUUGUUGACUGAUUGAAGGAACAUAUAGGAUUGUAUACAUUUGUCGUAUAUUUGGUAUUUCAUAUUCACAUAUACUUCCUGUUGGGAAUUUUUUUGUUUGCUGUAUAAAAAAAAAAAAAAAAACGUUCCCAGUUUGAAGAACUGCAGUAGUGACGGACCCGUUGUAGGUGAAUUAUUGACCUGUGGUAAUUGAUGACCUUAUAUUUGUGAUAUGUACCCAGUUAAGGCUGUUUGAAACCUGUGAGUUGUUCGUACUGUGGUGCCGACUUGUUUUCCGAUGCCUGGUCGGGAGGG
Molecule: messenger RNA, 4224 nt
Organism: Rana temporaria (common frog)
Lineage: Eukaryota; Metazoa; Chordata; Amphibia; Anura; Ranidae
Gene: CASR
Product: calcium sensing receptor
Exons: 7
Coding region: 663-3806 (1047 amino acids)
Biological process (GO): G protein-coupled receptor signaling pathway; detection of calcium ion; intracellular calcium ion homeostasis
Cellular component (GO): membrane
Molecular function (GO): calcium ion binding; G protein-coupled receptor activity
Source: RefSeq, a predicted model, not a curated record